This is a messenger RNA of Peromyscus californicus insignis, 4610 nucleotides long. RefSeq names its product MICAL like 1 (gene Micall1). Gene Ontology annotation, molecular function: protein binding. The record is from RefSeq and is a predicted model, not a curated record. NCBI's taxonomy places the organism in Eukaryota, Metazoa, Chordata, Mammalia, Rodentia, Cricetidae.
GGCCGAGCCGGGCCACGCGGGGCGGAGGCUGCGCGGGCAGGUCGGGGCAGGCUGGCCGGGCGGGGUCGGGAGCCGAGUCCGCAGCCUUCGCCGCGCCGGAGCCGAGCGAGAGGACACCGAGGCCCCGCCCCGGCCGCCGGUGGCGCCCCGACCUCCGAGCCGCGCCGCAGACUCAGCCGGAAACCGGCCCCGGCCGGAGCCCGAGCGCCAGCCUUGGUGCCACCUGACCCCGGGGUCGGAGCCGCACGCGCCGCAGCCCGAGUCCCCUGGCCCAGUCGGGGCUGUCCCGAGCCCGGCCCCAGCAUGGCGGGGCCGCGGGGCGCUCUCCUGGCCUGGUGCCGCCGCCAGUGCGAGGGUUACCGCGGCGUGGACAUCCGCGACCUGAGCAGCUCCUUCCGGGACGGCCUGGCUUUCUGCGCCAUCCUGCACCGGCACCGGCCCGACCUGAUCGACUUCCAGUCUCUCUCCAAGGAAAAUGUCUUCGAGAAUAACCGUUUGGCCUUUGAAGUGGCUGAAAAAGAGCUGGGGAUCCCUGCUCUCCUGGACCCCAGUGACAUGGUCUCCAUGAGUGUCCCCGACUGUCUCAGCAUCAUGACCUAUGUGUCCCAGUACUACAACCACUUCACCAGUUCUGGCCAAGCCGCUGUCUCACCACACCCCACACCAGGAAAGGACCCUGCAUCCCCCUCCCCCACAUCUGCAUCACCUGCUGUGCAACCAGGAGAGGAGGCUCAGGGUGACGACCUCUCCUCAGACAGCCUGUCCGAGCAGGGCAAACAGCAGCCCCCCAGCAGCACAUGCGCAGCCUGUGGCCAGCGGGUGCACCUGGUGCAGCGGUACUUGGCCGAGGGCAGGCUCUACCACAGGCACUGCUUCCGAUGCCAGCAGUGUUCCAGCACGCUGCUCCCAGGCUCUUAUAGCAGCGGGCCCAAGGAAGGCACCUUUGUGUGUGUGGAACGCUGCUCCAGGCUGGGUCCGGGAGGCCGGUCCGGAGCUAGGCCCUUCUCACAGCGAAAGCAGCAGCAGGUAGCAGAAGAAGCCAAGGAUGAGGAGAGUGACCUUAGCCCAAGUGUGGCUGCGGUCGCCGCCGCUGAGGCAGAUGGGCUCCAGGCCAGCUCCGAGGUACCGCCCCAGACCCUGAACAAGCCACCUCUUCCCAGCAAGCCCCAGGAGUUGGCCAGUCCCCCUGUUGGCCGGCCCACACCUGCCCCCAGGAAGGCUUCUGAGAGCUCAGCCUUGACGCCCCCAACACCACGGCCGCGGUCUAGCCUGCAGCAGGAUGGCUUGGCGGAGCAGGGUGUCAGCACCGGCCUUUCGAAUGGAAGACUGCAGGAACCCCCUGUUCCCAGGCCAAGAGGGACGCCCAAGCUGGCAGAGAGGACGCCAGCACCAAGGAAGGACCCCCCAUGGAUCACACUGGUGCAGACAGAGCCCAAGAAGAAGCCAGCCCCGCUGCCCCCCAGCAGCAGCAGCAGUCCUGGGCCGCCGGGCAGACAGGUGGAGAAUGGAGGCCUGGAGCAAAGGACCCAGAAGAGCCCAGUAGCUGGGCCAGAGCCCAAGCCCUACAACCCCUUUGAGGAGGACGAGGAGGAAGAAGAGCCAGCCCCUGCAGUGCCAAGCCCUGCCCCAGCCCCGCCAGAGUCCACACCCAAGUCCCUGCACCCCUGGUACGGCAUCACCCCCACCAGCAGCCCCAAGACAAAGAAGCGCCCCGCCCCAAGAGCCCCCAGUGCUUCCCCACUUGUUCUCCACGCCUCCCGCCUGUCCCACUCGGAACCUCCUUCAGCCACCCCGUCACCAGCCCUUAGCGUGGAGAGCCUGUCAUCCGAGAGCUCCAGUCCGGCUGCCAGAGCAGAGCCCUCGGAGCCGCCUGCCGUACCCAAGAGCUCCUCAGAUCCUGCGGUGCACGUGCCUGGUGUCCCUGGCACAUCCGGGAACUCCGUCGCCCCCUCAGCCAACUCUUCCCUAUCGUCCUCUGGGGAGCUGGGACAGCCUGGUGGUGAACAAGUGCCACAGGCCAGGACCAGGGGCAGCCCAGGUACCCAGGCCACCAAGCCCUGCAGUGGUGCUACCCCCACUCCCUUCCUGUUGGCUGGAAACCGAAGCCCUGCCCCUUCCCUGGGGAGCUCAUCCCCACAGCUGCAGAUCAAGUCUUCCUGCAAGGAGAAUCCUUUCAACCGGAAGCCAUCUCCCUCUGCAUCUCCAACCGUAAGGAAGGCCACCAAAGGAGCCAAGCCCAUGAGACCACCUGCCCCCGGACAUGGCUUUCCACUCAUCAAACGCAAGGUCCAGGCUGACCAGUAUAUCCCUUUGGAGGACAUCAACACCAUGAUGGACAAUAUUGAGCGCCAGCUGGAUGCCCUGGAAUACCGUGGCAUUCUGCUGGAGGAAAAGCUGCGUGGAGAAGCAAAUGAGGGCAGCGAGGACGACAUACUGGUGGACUGGUUCAAGCUCAUCCAUGAGAAGCACCUACUGUUGCGGCGAGAGUCAGAACUCAACUACGUGGUCAGGCAGCAGGACCUGGAGCAGCGCCAGGCCGAUGUGGAGUAUGAACUACGGUGCCUUCUCAACAAGCCAGAAAAGGACUGGACUGAGGAGGAUCGGGACAGAGAGGAGGCGCUGAUGAAGGAGCUCAUGACCCUCAUCGAGCAGCGCAAUGCCAUUGUCACCUGCCUGGAUGAGGACCGCCAGAGGGAUGAGGAGGAAGACAAGAUGGUGGAAGCUAUGAUCAGGAACAAAGAGUUCCAGAAAGAGGCUGAGUCUGAGGGUAAGAAGAAAGGCAAAUUCAAGACCAUGAAGGUGCUGAAACUUCUGGGAAACAAGCGGGCCACCAAAAGCAAGGCCCCUGGGGACAAGAGCUGACGGCAGGGGAAGCCGACCUCCUCUUCUCUCCGGGAGCCUCGAGGCCAGAGCAGCGCUCUGCUGCCCUAAGACUUGCCAAGGGGGACGAUGACCUCGGGAGGGAGUCCCUGGGUGAGCUUUGCCCUCCUUGGGGUCGCCAGCUGGUCUGGGCUAAAGUUCUCUUCCCUCUUCCCUGUGUCCCAGACAGCUGUGACUCAGUCCUGCCCACUUGGAUUUUGACUCCAGCUGCUGUGACAGACCCAGGGGCAAGUAGGGACACAGGUCUAGGCAGAGGCAGCAGCUCUCUCUCCUUGUUCCUCUGAACCAGGCCAGAUGGAGUCUUUGCUGUUCCUCCUGCCCAAGGCAGGCCCUGGCCUGGGACGUGUGCACCUUGCAGAAGCCAGCAACAAGGCUGGCUGUCCAGCUUCUUCCUUCUCACCCUGACCCUUAGUCCCUGCCUCCCCAUCUAACACAGAUGCCCUUGAAAGUCAUGUCCCCUCCCUCGGGAGCUCUGUGAAGUCUCAAAUCCCAGCCCCUCGGUGAGGGCUGUGUUGCGUCAGUUGGGAAUGAACUGCUUCCUCUGCCUUCCAAGUUGUAGGGAGCUCUUUCCCUGUCUGCCUUGCUCCCUGGGAAGUCUCGCCCACCACACAGGGCCCUGGUGUCUGCUGAGGCGGUGACUCAGGCUAGCCUAGGAAGGCGUGCUUUGGGCAGGUGCUAACCCUUGUCCUCUAAGGUGUUGUCGUCUGACCUGUGAUGUAGGCUUUCUGCCCGCCCCGUGCCCAGGGGACGGACACUCCUUCCCGUGUCCGGUGAGGCCUGUCUCUCUGUUGUUGGUUCCCUCCGAGGACUGAUGGCCACUGGCCAUGGAGUUGGCUCUGGGAGAAGAGUGAUGCGGUACCUCUUUUCCCUGGGGAAUAUGCCAGGCAGCUUAUGGUCCAAGCACUGUUCUUGCUCUUGGGGUCCUUGGUGACCCCAACUCUGUGCAUCCUGGGAAGGAACGCACUGUACCUCAGUUGCCAGUGCCCAGUUGUCUAGGGCACAUCCACAUCUGUUCCCCCUCUGCCUGUCUGUGCUCCACCUCAUGGCUAGGUAUCUGGUCCCCCGGGAGGGUCUGGGCUGUCCACUCAGUUGGGAACUUGACCACCACUGCCUACCAUUGAGCAGGAUUCCCUUCCUGUCUGGGGAGAGAUGCUUGCUCACUCCCAUGUAACCCCUGGCAGUCUUCCCAAACGCACUUGUUGACCUGGCAGGGCCACCACCUCAGAGGUCUUUCAGAGGAGCCCUGUGACCCAGCUGCUGUAACCCAAGAGAGGACUCCCCUAGGCUGUCUCAGUGUCAAGGACAGUUCCCAUGUCUCAAGAGAACAGCCUUUCUCAUAGAAGUCACCUGUAUCCUGUGAACGUGGGCACAGGCUUGCCAAAUCUUGCCCACUUUUUUCAAAAGAAACCCAGAAUCCAGUUUUUGUACAGGCCUAAUUUGUAACUGCUGACUUCAAAUUUAAGUUGGCCUCCGUGGGCUGCACUGGCCCUACGUUUGCCAGUGUGCUAGGCCUGGGAGCUGGAGGGUGUGUCCCUGCUGAUCUGACCCUUAUCUGCUGGUUGCUGCAUAGUAGGCAUGUUUAUUCUUGACAAGAAGACAGAUUGUAUGUUCUAUUGGAAUUAUGGGACUUCUGGCAGGUGCGGGAAAUGUUUCCAUUUAUGGAGACAGGGAAAUGAUAGAAUACUAAUGAAGGUCAGGCUGGUCAGUGUCAGCAGCCUGAAGGAAGGACA